AUGCAAGAUGAUAACCAAGAUUAUGAGAGUAAACACCACAAGCAACAAUCCCUCCGUUCUGAUGAUAGAGUAGUGCUGAUCGUAGUAUUGCAAGCAGAUGAUAUUCAGGGCGUGAUGUUGUCUUCCGAAUCACUCUAUACAAGCAUGCAUGCAUUCAGAUGCACUAUACCCAAGGCUCAGGCUAGGAGCAUUUCCACUUCUCCCGCGCGCUCAAAAAAUGUGACCAAAGCCCUUCUACAGGAUAAACAGCAAGGCCUGGGCUUUGCAAAGUCGAAUUCUCUCCCUCCAAAGCCGAGGAAGAGAGGAGUAACCGAGAUUCGAGGGCCAUACUAUGCGGUAUGCACAAGCCUUGUGCGCAGAGAACACUUGCUGAGUUCGGUUUACGAUCUAGGUCAUGGGGAAGAAUUAUCUCUCCGACAUAUUCGAAACGUAGGAUGGCUGCUGAUGGGCGACUAUGUCGAUGGACUCAAGUUCUCCGGCGGCUCGUUCUCGCUUUUCCAUGAGGCAAAAUUGAAAGAGCUGAUCGAUAUCGCUCACAAUAACGGUGCAUAUGUUUCCACGGGUGGAUGGGCAGAGCAUCUCCUAACACAUCCCGACAACACGUCUGUUCUGGAUAGAUACUUCAAAAAGUGCAAAGAUCUUGGGUUCGAUGUUGUCGAGUUAUCUGCCGGUUUCCUCUCCAUUCCAGAAGAUGACUGGCUGCGGCUUGUUGAGAGGGUGCAGUCAUACGGCUUGAAACCAAAGCCCGAGUUGGGUAUCCAGUUCGGUGCCGGAGGAGACACUCAGACCAGCGAGCUCGAAGCGAUCGGCACAAGUGACCCCGGCAAGCUGAUCAACCUGGGGAAGAAAUUCCUUGAUGCCGGCGUCGAGCGUCUCAUGAUCGAGAGCGAAGGGAUAACCGAAAACGUCACCAAUUGGAGAACAGAAGUCGUUUCAGAGAUCAUGAAACAGUUGCCUCAGGAGAAGGUCAUGUUUGAAGGUCAGCUCUCCCCUUAA
Microsporum canis CBS 113480 is the source of this 996-nucleotide messenger RNA. RefSeq lists its product as hypothetical. The transcript is spliced from 6 exons. The record is from RefSeq and is a predicted model, not a curated record. NCBI's taxonomy places the organism in Eukaryota, Fungi, Ascomycota, Eurotiomycetes, Onygenales, Arthrodermataceae. Bases 1 to 996 code for a protein of 331 amino acids.